Messenger RNA from Paraglomus brasilianum, 143 nucleotides. Lineage: Eukaryota; Fungi; Glomeromycota; Glomeromycetes; Paraglomerales; Paraglomeraceae. The record is from the annotation of a GenBank genome assembly.
AUGAGGCAAAAGGAUAUUCCAAUUAUUAUGGAGGAGUCCUUAAGCCAGAAGAAAAGGCUAUCUUUGACAGUAAUCUUUUAAAACCAAAUGACACUUUGGAUAAAACACUCCUUCAAGAUACUGCUCAGUUAUUAAACAGUUGA